This is a messenger RNA of Cygnus atratus (black swan), 1907 nucleotides long. RefSeq names its product aurora kinase A (gene AURKA). The record is from RefSeq and is a predicted model, not a curated record. Gene Ontology annotation, molecular function: ATP binding; protein kinase activity. Lineage: Eukaryota; Metazoa; Chordata; Aves; Anseriformes; Anatidae. Gene Ontology annotation, biological process: mitotic cell cycle; meiotic cell cycle; mitotic spindle organization. The transcript has 9 exons. The coding region runs from base 136 to 1398 and encodes 420 amino acids. Gene Ontology annotation, cellular component: spindle microtubule; spindle midzone; spindle pole centrosome.
GGCCGCGGCCUGAGGUGAGCGGCUGCGGGGCCGCGGGAGCGGGCCCAGGGUCGGGCUCUCCCCGCUCGGGGGCUGCCUGGGAAGCCGCGGGGUUGAGGGUGAGGCUGUAAGCAGGCCCUGCCUUCCUCAGGUGCCAUGGACAAGAAUACAAAAGAGAACCGUUCUGGGAACCCUGUUCGUGUCCCUAAGACUGCAAAUGCUGUUGUGGAUGGCCCAAAACGUGUCCCUGUGUCUCAGCAUUCUGCCCAGAGCCGGCUAUUGAACAGUGGAGGUCAAGCACAACGUGUUCUCUGUCCUUCAAACUAUGCCCAGCGAGUUCCUGUGCAAUCGCAGAAGUCUGUAUUGUCAAACCAAAAACUGUCUAACAACCAGACAACACAGCAGCCCCGACCCAAAUUCCUGGUCCAGCCAAUGGCUAGACCCCAGGUUCCAAGCAAGACCAAUGAAAAACCUCAACAGGCUCCAGCACCUGCAAAAAGUUCUGAGGCAGAAAGCAGCUCCAAACAGAAAAAUGAAGAGCCUACGAAAAAGAAAAAUGAAGAGAAUAAAAAAAGACAAUGGUCUCUUGAUGAUUUUGAAAUUGGUCGUCCUCUGGGGAAAGGAAAAUUUGGAAAUGUGUAUCUAGCACGUGAAAAGCAGAGUAAAUUUAUUCUUGCACUGAAAGUACUAUUUAAAACACAACUUGAAGAAGCUGGUGUAGAACAUCAACUACGAAGAGAAGUUGAAAUACAGUCUCAUCUUAGGCAUCCCAAUAUUCUCAGACUAUAUGGCUACUUCCAUGAUGUUACAAGAGUCUAUCUUAUUUUAGAGUAUGCACCCCGUGGAGAAGUCUACAAAGAACUUCAGAAGCUUACCAAGUUUGAUGAACAAAGAACUGCAACUUACAUCACAGAACUAGCAGAUGCCCUAUCAUACUGCCACUCAAAGAAUGUGAUUCACAGGGACAUCAAACCAGAAAACCUGCUGCUUGGCUCAAAUGGAGAAUUAAAAAUUGCUGACUUUGGAUGGUCUGUGCAUGCUCCAUCUUCUAGGAGAACAACUCUGUGUGGGACACUUGACUACUUGCCUCCUGAAAUGAUUGAGGGAAGAACACAUGAUGAAAAGGUGGAUAUUUGGAGUUUGGGGGUUCUGUGUUAUGAAUUCCUUGUAGGGAAGCCACCUUUUGAAGCAGAAACAUACCAGGAAACCUACAGAGCUAUUUCCAGGGUGGAGUUCAAGUAUCCCGUCUUUGUAACAGAAGGUGCAAAGGAUUUAAUUUCAAAGCUCCUGAAGCAUAACCCAUUCCAUCGGAUGCCCUUGAAGGAUGUACUCGUUCAUCCCUGGAUUACAGCAAACUCUACAAAGUUGCCCAACAGCAGAAAGAGUGAUGUUACUGCCCCACCCAGAACACAGUCUUAACAAGGAUAAUCUCAUUGGAUCAACAAGCGGAGUUCUGUACUGUGACUGCUGUAAUACAAUAAGAAAAGCAGGUCUUGGAAUCCAGUGGCAAUAAGGAACACAAGUCUUUAGGUUGGUUGUCAUCUUGAACUCAAAUUGCAGCGUAAAUCUAUUUGACUUUUAGCUGGAGGUUGUGGAAUACUUAAUAUACUUGAAAUAUAACUACACGUGGGCCAGGUUUGUUAAGUAUUAUGCUGUUCAAGGCCUUUAUGAUGUGGUCUGUCAUGGUUAUAGAUCAUUGUUCCAAUACCAAGAGGCAGUUGUGGUUCUGUCUUAUUGAACAGUGCAAUAUCCCAGAGAUGCCUGCCUAUGAACUCAUUGGGCUGCUAAGGGUAUCAUACCUGUGGUGUAAUCUGAAACUGAGUCAGGUGAAUGCAUUUGUGUCCUAAAUGAUGUAUGCAUUUUGUCUCUAAUUUUGUCUUAAAUGUGAGCACUCAACUCUUAAAAUAAAGACUUGUUAUAUAUUGUUA